Seminavis robusta is the source of this 1141-nucleotide messenger RNA. The record is from the annotation of a GenBank genome assembly. Lineage: Eukaryota; Bacillariophyta; Bacillariophyceae; Naviculales; Naviculaceae.
CAGAAACCUGGUCAAGGUGCUCUGGGCUCUUGGACAAAGCAAAACAAAACAAAAAACUUGUACAUGCGCAAAUACCGCUGCGAAAUCCAAAGCCACGUUAUUAUUUUGAGCCGAUACCAGGCAGAUGAGCACAGCUACACCAUGAGCACCUAGCUAGCUAUGCAUAGAGCUAUGCAUACUCGCUAGCUCCUUUGGCCAGUUUUCUUUCUCACAAAAUCAUCCAUCGACACCAAAAAAUUGAAUAACUAUGCCUCUCCCUUCCAUCCUCGAAGAACCACUCGUUCCAGAAUUCUGCAAGGAAACCUCGACCAACGAAAAGAAUCAUACCUGGCAAGGAAGAAUCCUUGUAAUUGAGGCAGACAGGCCCAAUUUGGCCGUUGCCAUCAUGGACCCUCCCCUCCUGGCUCUCGAUGAGGUUUUCCCUCCCUCCGACAAUGACGAGGAGCCAGGAGAAGAUGAGAGUACCGCCAGUUGGGACAACUGUGAUGAUAGCACGCAAGACCGGGAACACAUUGUUGCUCUUCUUCUGUGACGCGGGCGGUAUCCGCCCAAACUUGUUACCACUAGCUACUAGUUCUGGCCCAGUGAUAUAGCUCGACAAAGGGGCCAAUGCUCAGCUCAUGUACAUUAACACCAAAUCUUUGAUGUUUCAUCAUUCAUAGUACCAAAUCAUAGAUAGCUUUGCCCACUCUCCUUUCUUUCAUCUUACUUUUUGAACACUGCUAGCUAGGUACAGUCGAAGUUCAUUGGGCAGCACAUGGAUUGGUUUCUCAAUUCCUGCGGUUGUUGUUCCCUCCUUCGUCCUUCCCGAGUCCCAAUUUAGCAACUUGCAGCUUCAUCCCGCUUGCAGAUUGCAGAUCCUUGCUGCCCUUGGUGGAGCUGCCUCCCUGGACUCUCAUUUUUACCAUUGUGACGCACCAUGUCUCGUGCCACCAAGAAGCAGAAGAUCCAGGUAUCUAUCUCCCCACUGUCAUUGACGAUGACACCGACACACCCAUCCUUGGUGACUUCCUUCCCAGCAGCUCUAGUACGGUAGCUAGCUAGCUAGUAGAGUACUGAAGUUUCUUCCGAGCCACUGAAAAGAAUCCCUAGCUAAUGCUACACGGGACUCGUGACAGAUUGACGGGUACUCAAGGCAAUA